CCGCGUGUUGGCGUUCAGUAUGCGGUCGCGCAUUCCACGCGGGAACACCUGUUUGCUCCGACGGCGACAGCUGCAUCGGCUCGCGUGCUACGCGGUCGCGCUCGGUUCGCGGGGGAUAGAGAGAGAUAGAGGGAGAGGAAGAGAGAGAGAGAGGAGAGAAGGGAGAGAUUUAAUUUCUUCGAUCUCAAAGAAAAAGCACUUGACGCAAUUACGUCCAACCGUUGACGCAGGGGACAUCGCAGGAGCAGCGAUAAAAUAAGAUGUGCUUUCUCUCUGGGGCCAGAGGUACAGAAUAGGGAAAGGAGGAGAGAUACAGGUAGAAGUGGGCGAUAACGAGAAAGAUAAACAGAAAGAGGACAAACUCGAGACUUCGACCACGUGUCCCUCGUUCCUCUCGAUUGUACACGCGAUUUCUAUCAUCUCAACGCAAUCGCGAUCGCGACCACGGAAGUUUGCGGUCAUGAAAGGACCACCCGACUUCAUUCGCUCUGACGAGCAUAAUAAGAGCGUGCUAUUAAGAGCGUUGUUACGAUACUCGGUGCGCGAAUCGAGACAAGUCCUUUCAACGACGCUCGCGUCAACGUCGCUUAACUAACCGUACUUAACUACGUUCUGUGUCCGAGAGGCAGACGGGAAUAAUUUAGCACACAACAGUCGCCAUUGAGAGAGGUAUUUUUUACGGUGCGAUCAUCCCCUUCCCCCCUUCCGUACCACGCGCGCCGCACCUUUAUGUCGCGGCUGAAUGGACAGGACGAGCAACGACUGCCGUCUCUUCUAUGAGAUAAUAGGCCCGAGAGGCCGUGUCCGUGCCAUUCAGGCCCCGGAUCCCGACGACCGGAUUGAAUCAGGAUUGAGAGAGCGAGACCGAGAAGCGAGAGGCGAGGGCGGACAUCGUCGUGGCCCGCAGUCAUGCUCACCAUACACAACGAACCCAGAGCUUCUCGUCGGCUUCUUCCGGGCUUGCUAAUGGCUGCGCAUUAAAUCGCUGCGAAUCGAGGGUGAAUAUCAUGUCACCACGCAACGGUUCGUGCGUGACGGAAGUGAGCUCCGUGAGAAGUCUGUCGUCGGACGAUGUUUCGGGGACCAAGGUGAAUCGGAAGAAGUCGUGCUGGGCCCGCGCGACCAAUCCGGCCCAUCGUCGCGGUCGGCGGAUCCAGUUGCUGCAGAUGCUGGUGUUGCCCUUCAUCCCGAUCCUUGCUCUGAUCGUGCAAACCGCCAACACUCUUCACGACAUCCUGAUCUAUCGUCAAGAGGUGUCCGACAUAGAGUCUCAGGUGACGAUAGCCACGGAUCUGGGCAAAAUGGUCACCAGGAUGCAGCUGGAAAGAUCCGAAGUGGCUUUCUUCAUCUAUACCAACGGUAGUACUCUGAGAUCGAACCUGACGCAGAGAUUCGCCAUAACCGACCAGGAUCUCCACAACAUGAGCACGUGGCCGCUAGUGUCCGUGCCCAGAGAUGAGAGCAAGACUCAGGCGUACGACGUGGUGAGCAAGGAGGCUUUCCAGGCCCGCCUGGAGGAUUUCAGGCAAAAGAUAAGUUCGGAGGCGAGCAGUAUCAGUGAGGUAAUGGCAUGGUACACAAGCGUGAACGCAGCUAUGCUGGAUCACCUGACUAAUCAGAUCAAGGAGACAGACAAUAGCGGGGUGUGGAGGUAUCUAAUAGCCUUCAAAAAUCUCCUGCGGAGCAUCGAGAGCCUCGGUAUCGCCUCUGUGGAAGGUAUUAAUUAUUUUGGCCGCGGUGUCCUUCUCGGUGACAACUACGUCAGUUAUGUUCGUCACGAGGCGCUGGGACGUGAUCUUCUCAACGCCGCUCUCACAUACGUUCCUUCCCUAAAGAAGUUUUACAUCGACCUCACGCAAACCAUGCCCGAUUACAGCAAGAUCAAGGCAAGGCGAAAUGAAAUCCUGCGGAAUCAGAAGAGGGAAUCGAGCGUGGAAGACGCAAUCGCUUACUUCGAUUCGAUGGCCACUUACAUCGACGAGCUGCGUAAGCUGCAGCGGGAAUUACGUCACAUGAUAAGGAAUUAUGUCAACUCGACGUUGCAAGAUGCGAGCAACAAGGAAGUUGCGGGUAUCGCUAUCGUCGUUCUGGUGCUGGUGGUGUCGCCCAUCAUCAUCAUCCUGAUGCGUAACGCUGUCGCGACCAUUCAGAUGUAUGCCGCAAAUUUGGCGCAAAAAGCACGUGAACUCAAGCGCGAGAAAAGAAAGAGCGAUACAUUACUCUUCCAAAUGCUUCCACCUAGUGUUGCUCAGCAACUUAAGCAGACUCAACAGGUGCCGGCCGAGUAUUACGAGGCGGUGACCGUCUACUUCAGUGACAUAGUCGGCUUCACAGAGAUCGCCGCGGAAAAUACACCCCUCGAGGUAGUGACGUUUCUCAACUCGAUCUACAAACUGUUUGACGCGCGUAUCGAAUGCUACGACGUAUACAAAGUGGAGACCAUCGGAGAUUCUUACAUGGUCGCUUCCGGCCUGCCCGUUAGAAAUGGUAAAAGUGACAAACACGUGUCCGAGAUCGCUACAAUGGCGUUGGAUCUGCUCGCGGCCUCGUCCGUCUUUCAGGUACCGAAACGUCCCGGCGAACGGCUUCAGAUAAGAAGCGGAGCCCAUACUGGACCCGUCGUUGCCGGUAUCGUCGGCAGCAAAAUGCCCCGUUACUGCCUCUUCGGCGACACCGUCAACACCGCGAGUCGUAUGGAAUCAACUGGUGAAGCCCUGCGGAUUCACAUCAGCUUGGAAAUGAAGAAGGCACUCGACGCCGUGGGCGGUUUUAAAAUCGAGCAUCGUGGUCUUGUCGACGUAAAGGGCAAGGGCCUCAUGGAUACAUACUGGUUGGAGUGCAAGGACGGCGGCAUCGCGCGCGCCGCCGAGCUCGACCUGCCGUCAUUCUUCGAGGACGUACGACCGGUCUUCAUGCGACGCCUGCGCGAGGAGGGCACUCUCUGAUGCGAGCCGUACUCUCGUCGGGACCUCUGGUACCUGAACCGACGCCCG
Messenger RNA from Camponotus floridanus (Florida carpenter ant), 2993 nucleotides. RefSeq names its product receptor-type guanylate cyclase daf-11. The record is from RefSeq and is a predicted model, not a curated record. Gene Ontology annotation, biological process: cGMP biosynthetic process; intracellular signal transduction; receptor guanylyl cyclase signaling pathway. Bases 1008 to 2945 code for a protein of 645 amino acids. Gene Ontology annotation, molecular function: guanylate cyclase activity; peptide receptor activity. NCBI's taxonomy places the organism in Eukaryota, Metazoa, Arthropoda, Insecta, Hymenoptera, Formicidae. The transcript is spliced from 19 exons.